Messenger RNA from Solanum stenotomum, 1925 nucleotides. Its product is annotated as putative pentatricopeptide repeat-containing protein At1g12700, mitochondrial. The transcript has a single exon. The record is from RefSeq and is a predicted model, not a curated record. NCBI's taxonomy places the organism in Eukaryota, Viridiplantae, Streptophyta, Magnoliopsida, Solanales, Solanaceae. The coding region runs from base 29 to 1798 and encodes 589 amino acids. Gene Ontology annotation, molecular function: protein binding.
GGAGGAAGAAAUUUCUUAGCCAUUGAAGAUGAAGAGAAUUCCUCUGUGUAAAUGCAAUGGUAUUAUUCCCUUUCUCUCUUUCGUUGCUAUUCCCCAUUCUUGUUCGGUUAACAGAUCCAUUUCUGCAAUGAGUAAAUUUGGGGUAAAUAGCAAUUUUGAGAAGGAGGUCAAGUGUUUAGAUGAUGCUGUCAAUCUCUUCCAUCAAAUGGUUAGAAUGAAGCCUCUUCCUUCUAUUGUCGACUUCUCUAAAUUAUUUAAGAUUAUGAUAAGUAUGAAACAUUACUCUACUGUCCUUUCUCAUUUUCGAGAAAUGCAGAAAUUGGGUAUCCCAAUUAAUGUUUUCAUUUUGAAUAUGAUGAUUAAUAAUUAUUGCCUGAUGCAUCGUGUUGAUUGUGCAUUUCCGGUAUUACCCAUUUACUUGAAGAGUGGCAUUUCAUUUAAUGUCGUCACCUUUACCGCCUUAAUAAGGGGAUUCUUUGCUGAAAAUAAGGUGAAAGAUGCAGUUGAAUUGUUCAAGAAGUUGGUAAGAGAGAAGAUUUGUGAGCCCAAUGAAGUCAUGUAUGCAACCGUCAUGAAUGGGCUCAGCAAAAAGGGUCAUACUCAGAAGACUUUAAGUUUGCUCCGGUUAAUGGAACAAGGUAACCCUGAGCCCAACAUAUAUAUCUAUAGCAUUGUUAUAGACGCUCUUUGCAAAGAUGGAAACUUAGAUGCUGCUAUCAACAUUCUGAACGAGAUGAAGCAGAAAGACGUUCUUCCAAACAUAGUCACAUAUAAUUCAAUAAUUGAUGGUUUGUAUAAGCUCGGUCAGUGGGAAAAGGUUAGGACUUAUUUAUCUGAGAUGGUAAAUCAUAAUAUUUAUCCAGAUGUGCGCACCUUCACCAUAGUGAUUGAUGGACUAUGCAAAGAAGGGAAAGUUGCAGAUGCUGAGGAAGUAAUGAAACACAUGGUUGGAAAGGGUGUAGAGCCUGAUAUAAUUACAUACACUGCGAUAAUGGAUGGCUAUUGUUUGCGUGGUCAAGUAGUUAGAGCGAGGAGAGUUUUUGAUUUCAUGAUAGAUAAGAAUAUUGAACCGAACAUCAUUUGCUAUAGUGUACUCAUAAAAGGAUACUGUAAGAAAAAGAAAGUGGCCGAGGCCAUGAAAUUGCUUGGUGAAAUUUCUCAAAGGGGAUCAAAACCUGAUAUUGUUACCUACAAUACUAUUCUGCAAGGUCUGUUUGAAGUUGGAAGAAUUGGUGAUGCAAAAGAUUUUUAUGUCGAGAUGAUAUCUCUAGGGUUCAUACCUGAUUUAUACACUCAUGGCACUUUGCUGAAUGGCUAUUUUAAGUACGGACUUGUUGAGGAAGCUAUGUCACUCUUUGAUAAGUUGGAAAGAAAGAGAGAAAAUGCUAAUAUUGAAUUUUUUAAUGUUGUCAUUAAUGGAUUGUGUAAAAAUGGUAAACUUGAUAAAGCUCAUGCUAUUUUUGAGAAGCUUUCUUCAAUGGGAUUGCUUCCGAAUGCAAGAACAUACAAUACUUUGAUAACUGGAUUUUGUCUAAAAGGGUUGUUAGAUGAAUCUAAAGAUAUGCUUAGAAAAAUGGAGGACAACGGUUGUAUGCCAGACAAUGUUACUUACAAUGUUUUUGUGCGAGGAUAUCUAAGGUGCAACAAAAUUAGUGAAAUGACAAUUUUUUUGAAGGAAAUGGUUAGAAGGGGCUUCUCAUGUGAUGCAACUACAACUGAGUUACUGUUAAACGUUAUUAGGGAGAAUCCUUCCGUUCUUGACAUGAUACCGAAGUUUCACUCAAUAAAGAAGAAGUGAAUAUUUCUUCCACUUUGUUUAUUGAGCUAUGAUACAAUUGGAAAAAUGGCAAAUAGAAUAUCUCUUGAGCUUUGCAGGCAGGCUUGCGGAGGAGGUACAUCACUUUUGAUAUGUUGAUUGUUUUUCC